This is a messenger RNA of Talaromyces rugulosus, 1971 nucleotides long. RefSeq lists its product as uncharacterized. The record is from RefSeq and is a predicted model, not a curated record. Gene Ontology annotation, biological process: intracellular signal transduction. The transcript has 3 exons. Lineage: Eukaryota; Fungi; Ascomycota; Eurotiomycetes; Eurotiales; Trichocomaceae. Bases 1 to 1971 code for a protein of 656 amino acids.
AUGACCACGACAUCUGCUGGCAAUCAGCUUCCAGAUCCGCCCUCGUCCUCGCCAUAUCACCUGCUCACCAAGACGCCCUCGACCACCACCACCACCACUACUGCUCCCACUCCCGCUCCCAUCCCCGCCGGUUCCCUGUCGCGAGCGAGUCGACGGUCCAUUGCCUUGGUUGCCAUUGAGAAAACCUCCAACGCGAUCGCGAAUCUCGCCUCGCGAGGAACCACUGUUCCAGCGUCUUCGCUGCGUACCAGCACCUCCUCGGCGAGCCUGUCCAAGCAGUCCAAGCCCGCCUCCUCCCGCUUCGCCGGCGACGAGACGACCCCUCUCGCCAACGAGGAGUCCUUUCAGACAAACUACCGCGCCAGCACGACGCUCUCUCGCCGAAACACCGUGCGACUGCUGCCUCGCGACCCUACUGCUUCAGUCCUGCUCGACACCGAUAGUUCCAGCAAGAUGCAUCAGACGUCGUCGAGGCUGCUCCGCAUGACGGAGGAUGACCGUCCCUUCACAAAGGACUUCAACGAUCUGUUCUCGACGUUGAUGGUUAGUUUGAAGCUGGACACCCACCGCGUGCGUUUCACAAAGUUCGAACACACUUUUACUUCGGACGAGGCGAUCAACAAUCUCGGCUCUCUCAAGUUUUCCCAAUCCAACCGGAUGCCCGAUCCCAAAGACCCCUCCCGCAUUGUGACGACAACCACCACAACCACCUUUUCCAUGGCCAAGGAGAUGGCCCGCUCAGUCUGCCAGCGGUUUGUCGACGCUCGCUUCAUCGAGCCCAUUGACAGCCGGAGCGUUGGAUUUUUCCCAAUGAAGGGCGGCCUGUACCAAUUGACGCCCAAGGGAAUCAAUAUUUUGCACCGCUUCUGCCAAAGAAACGGCAUUACUGCUCGCCAUGUCAUGGACGUCAUGGAUUCUCCGCGAAAUACCAUGCAGCUGGUGAACCUGGAACGAGAUACCGAUACCGACAAGCUCUCAACAGACCGUUCCACCAUCGAAGUCAUUUUCCGUCGCUUUGCAGGCCAAGAUGGACCCAACCUGAAAUCUUCUAUUUCCAGUUCCGACUCGGAUUCGUUGAGUGAGUACUCGAAUGGUCUAGUGGGAGUGAAGAUGGCCAAGGAGCGCAAAAUUCUCGAUAAGAUCCACACAAACACAUUUACCGGCAAGGCUGCCACCGACUGGCUGAUGGACUGCUCGACGACAAACGACCGCCGGGAAACACGUCUGAUUGCCGCCUUGUUCAUCAAGCAUGGAAUGAUUACCGCUGUCCAGGAGGAUCGCCAGUUUGCCCAGCAGGACCCGAGUGCUGUGGAUUUCCAGCCUACCAAGUACGCCAUCUACACAGUCACUGAGCAUGGCCAACGGGUCUGCGGGUGGAUCGCCCGUGACCGGAGCGCCGUGUCACAAUAUGACAAUCGGGGUGCACGAGACUCCAACAAUGCGCGCCUCAACCAUAUCCUGCACGACGCUGCCCUGCGGCUGUUGUUUCGCGAAUUCCUGCGCUACUCAUUGUGCGAGGAAAACCUGUCCUUCUACGUUGAUGUCUCCGAGUUUACAGCGAACUACCACCGACUGGAAAAGGCCGGUGCAUUUAACAAGAUGGAUACCGUUCGAGAAACCCUGGCUGCCGCCUACGGACUUUACAAUGCUUUCCUGGCACCGGGAUCCCCCUGCGAGCUCAACAUCGAGCAUGGUCUGCGUAACAGUCUUGCCAGUCGCAUGACAAAGGCCGUUGGCAACGACGAGUCCAUGCUCAAAAGUCUUCAGGAAGUCGUCAAUCUGUUUGAAUUGGCCCAGACUUCGGUUUUCAAAUUGAUGUCUAGUGACUCGGUUCCCAAGUUUGUUCGUGAUCCCAAAUACUCCAUUGUCUUGCAGGAGCAUGACUUUGAUCUGGGAUCGAAUGGUCGUGCGUACUCUCCCACGCCCGCUCCGGUUCCCGAACGUUCGCUAAGCCGUUCAGUGAGGACGUGA